AUGGCGGAUUCGACCGGACCGCCUGUGGCGAGUCUGCAGCUGGCGAAGCCUCGCAGCAUGUUCCUCUGCGGCUCGCUGCCGGUCUGGCUCGAUCGCGAGUUCACCACGCUCGAGUUCUCUCCGGGGAUAUCGAGAUCUUUCUUCCACGAUAGGACUCCCGGCAUUCCCAAGGUGAUCCCUCCCCCAGCCCGACCGUCCCUGGACACGCAUCCCCCCGCAUGGCUGCACCGAGACAACAUCCUCCUGCCAGUCGACCGUCCCUCGGACCCUCCAGGUUCCACCUGGGGGGGGUCGUAUCUGCACCACAGCGGCGCGCGCAAGUGCGAGGCGCUGGCGGUGAGGGGUCUGGCGGAGUUUGGGGAGGACGCGGUGGACGUGAUAGCGCCCGCGGACGUGCUGAAGCAGCUGUUCAAACUGCCCUUUUCCAAGGCGAGCCUCUUUGUCAGCGUGCACCGCGUUGGCCGCACGCUCGUGCUCAACCCCGGGGGGCUGGCGGAGUUUGGGGAGGACGCAGUAGACGUGAUAGCGCCCGCGGACGUGCUCAAGCAGCUGUUCAAGCUGCCGUUUUCCAAGGCCAGCCUCUUUGCCAGCGUGCACCACGUCGGCCGCACGCUCGUGCUCAACCCCGGCUCCGAGCCUUGCUGUGUGGACUCCCACAACGUGGAGGAGGGGGGAGGAGGAGGUGUGGAGGCAGAGAGAGGGGCGGACAGGUUUGCCCGGGUGGUGUUCUGGCAGUUGGAGCACCUGAGGCUGUUUCUUGGCAGCGACCUGAUUCUGUUCAGCAAUGAGAAGCAUGCUGCUGUCAGCCUUCACCUCGUUGACGUGGAGCAUGAGAGCUCCCCUUUGGUGUGGCUCGAUAUAUGGCUCGAUAACCUGAUGGCGGGGGUGCCGGAAUUAGCCAUCUGCUACCAUCACAAGGGCGUCGUGCAGGGCUACGAGCUGCUGCACUGUGACGACGUGUUUCUGCUCAAGUGCCUCGCGAGAGACGGGUCGGCGUCGUUCUACCCCCACGCUGUGAGGGACAGCGCGCUCGCCAUCCUGGGGUUCCUGCAGGACAAGUGCGUGCGCAGCCCCGGCACCUACUGGCUUCGCAAGGAUGCAGGCACUGACGUGCUGCAGCUAUUCGACCUCACUCCACCGCUCCAGAACCCAUCUGCACCGCUCCGCCUCGCCCCAUCCCUCGCUACCCAUCCUUCACCCCUGGGAGAACCAUCAGGAGAGGCAGCAGGGCAAGAGCGGGACGAGCAAGGGGGGCAGCAGUGGGGACAGCAGGGGAGGCAGCAGGGGGGCUAG
Messenger RNA from Closterium sp. NIES-65, 1293 nucleotides. Lineage: Eukaryota; Viridiplantae; Streptophyta; Zygnematophyceae; Desmidiales; Closteriaceae. The record is from the annotation of a GenBank genome assembly.